Messenger RNA from Chanos chanos (milkfish), 1833 nucleotides. Its product is annotated as inactive all-trans-retinol 13,14-reductase-like. The transcript is spliced from 11 exons. The coding region runs from base 1 to 1833 and encodes 610 amino acids. Gene Ontology annotation, molecular function: oxidoreductase activity. The record is from RefSeq and is a predicted model, not a curated record. Lineage: Eukaryota; Metazoa; Chordata; Actinopteri; Gonorynchiformes; Chanidae.
AUGUGGUUGGUUUCCGCCGGUCUGCUCCUCUCUGUGGCAGUGACAGUAUUUGGUGUGUCUUUCUGUAUCCAGAGGGCCAUUCAGAGGAACAGCAUAUUCUCUCAGGAGUGUCUGAGGACACCAGCACCUCUCGUGACAGACCAGAAGAAGAGGGAUGAGGUGCUAAAGAGAGGUUUCCGCAUGGACCGUAUACCAGUCAACCUUGACGCUGUUGUCAUUGGCAGUGGUAUCGGAGGGCUGUCGGCUGCAGCAGUGCUGGCUAAGGCACAGAGGAAAGUCCUGGUCCUAGAGCAGCAUGACCAGGCUGGAGGAUGCUGCCACACCUUCGAGAACCAGGGCUUUGAGUUUGACGUGGGGAUCCACUACCUUGGGCAGCUGCAUGAGAACAGCCUGCUCCGUGUGGUUCUUGACCAGAUCACAGAGGGACAGCUCCAGUUCUCACAGCUGGAGGAGCACUACGACACCAUGAUCAUUGGUCAGGGCUCCAACCGCAGGGACUACCACGUCCACGCAGGCAAGACAGAGAUGAGAGACAGCCUGGUCAGGCAGUUCCCUGAGGACGUGGAGGCUGUGGAUGAGCUGAUGAGACUGAUGAAGCUAUCGUCUAGACACACUCCACUUUUGGCCUCUCUGAAGAUGAUGCCACUGUGGCUGGCCAACUUCCUGAUCAGAACAGGACUUCUGGAUCGCAUUUCCUAUAUAUUCCGCUUGGCCUCUACGAGUCAUUCUCAUAUGAUCACCAAACUAACCAAGAACAAGGAUCUGCAGGCUCUCUCUGCAUACCUUUUCUAUGGUGUUCCUCCUAAAGACUCUAGUUUCCUCAUCAAUGCCUUGCUGCUGCACCAUUAUAAGCGAGGUGCUUACUAUCCACGUGGGGGCGCCAGUGAGUUCGCCUUCCACAUAAUCCCAGUCAUUCGGAAAGCUGGGGGUGCAGUGUUGGUUAGAGCUCCAGUGCAACGUAUUCUCAUUGACCAAAAGGGAGCAGCUUAUGGCGUGAUAGUGAAAAAAGGACAAGAGGAGAUUGAGGUGCAUGCUCCAGUGGUCAUUUCUGAUGCUGGCAUCUUCAACACAUUUGAGAAGUUCCUACCAGCAGAGAUCCAAGCCAAAAAUGAGAUCCAGUCUAUACUGGGCAUGGUUCGCCAUGGCAUGGGCUCGUUCUUGGUUUUCGUUGGCCUCAAUGGAACCAAGGAGGAACUCGGCAUAGUGCCCACCAACUUCUGGAUGUACAAACACAAUGACUUAGACCUGCUGAUUGAACAGUACAGCUCUCUAAACCGGGAUGAGGUGGUUGGGAAUAUCCCCAUGAUGUUCAUCACGUUCCCUUCAGCCAAAGAUCCCAGUGCCAACACGCGACACCCGGGGAAGUCAUGCAUGACACUCCUGACCAUGGCCAAGUAUGAGUGGUUUGAGGAGUGGAAGGACACAAAGCUCAGCAGGAGAGGGGAAGAAUACGAGAAUCUGAAGAUGAAUAUGGCAAAGGAGCUGCUAGAAUGGGCCUUCCUGAUCUUUCCUCAGCUCCGUGAUAAGGUCGUAUUCAUGGACGCAGCCACGCCCCUCACCAACAUGCACUACCUGGGGGCUCCACACGGGGAAAUGUAUGGAGCUGAGCACAAUCUACACAGGUUCAGCCCAGAGGUGGUGGCCCAAACCCGGGCCCAGACACCUGUAAACGGGCUGUUCCUCACAGGCCAAGACAUCUUCUGUAACGGGAUGGCUGGGGCUCUGCACGGAGGCCUCCUGUGUGCCUCGGCUGUUCUAAACCACAUCGUCUACAUUGACCUGCUUGCUCUGAAAAGACAACUUAAGAAACAGAAGAGUCUGAAUAGAGCCUGA